Messenger RNA from Aureococcus anophagefferens, 1320 nucleotides. RefSeq lists its product as hypothetical. Gene Ontology annotation, cellular component: endoplasmic reticulum membrane. Gene Ontology annotation, biological process: ergosterol biosynthetic process. Gene Ontology annotation, molecular function: Delta24(24-1) sterol reductase activity. NCBI's taxonomy places the organism in Eukaryota, Pelagophyceae, Pelagomonadales, Pelagomonadaceae. The transcript has 2 exons. The coding region runs from base 1 to 1320 and encodes 439 amino acids. The record is from RefSeq and is a predicted model, not a curated record.
AUGCGAGUCAUUCCAAAGCCCGAGGAGCCGGACGAGUUCGGCGGCCCGGUCGGCGUCGCCGUCAUCAUAUUGCUGUCGCACUGCGUCGUGUACGGCCUCUACCUUUCGAUCGAGGCUUCUACAUCGCCGUUCAAGAGCUGCGACGAGACCUGGCUCUCCUACGCGUCGCGCGCGCGCCGCGGCCUCGCCGGAGCGGCGCCGACGGCGACGGGCUUUUGCCUCUACGCGGGCUUCCUCGCCGCCACGGCGCUCCUCUCCGCGUUCUGCCCCGGCGCGACCGUCCGCGGCCGGCCCCUGCCCUCGCUCAAGGGCCGCGCGCUGACUUACAACUGCAACGGGCCCGCGGUCUGGGUCGCGUUCCUUUCCGGACUCGCGGCGCUCCACCUCGCCGGCGUCCUCCGCCUCGCGGUGUGGAUGGACCACUUUGGGUCCGUGCUCACCUGGUCCGUGAUCUUCGGCGACGGCGUCGCGGUGCUCACGUACGGCUACUGCCGCUCGCGGAAUCUCGCGGAGCGCGACUCGGGCCGGCCGCUGUACGACGGCUUCAUGGGCGUCACGUUGAAUCCCCGGGUCGGGCCGCUCGACCUCAAGAUGUGGAGCGAGCUGCGCGUGCCGUGGAUCCUCUUGUUCGUGAUCACGCUCUCCGCGGCGUCGAAGCAAUACGAAACCGCGGGCCGGUGCUCGCCGCAGCUCGCCUUCAUGGUGCUCGCGCACUUCCUCUACGCGAACGCCUGCGCGAAGGGCGACCACUGCGUGCCGACGACGUGGGACAUCUUCCACGAGCACUGGGGGUGGAUGCUCAUCUUCUGGAACCUCUGCGGCGUGCCCCUGACCUACUGCGCGGCGUCGCGCUGGCUCCUCGCGCACGCCGUCGAAGGCCAGGCGCCCGCGUACACGGCCGCCGUCUACGCCUUGCUCCUCGCGGCGUACUACGUCUUCGACACGGCGAACGCGCAGAAGAACGAGUUCCGGCUGCGGCGCGCGGGCGUCGUCGUCGACCGGCGGGCCUGGCAUCUGCCCUGGGCCGUGCUCGACGACCCGCGAUUCCUGAAAACGGCCGGGGGCGGCGAGCUCCUCGUCGACGGCUGGUACGCGCGCGCGCGGAAGCCCCACUACGCGGCCGACGUCGCCCAGGCGCUGAGCUGGGGGCUCAUCUGCGGCUUCUCCGACGUGACGCCCCACUGGUACGCGCUCUUCUUCGUGCCCAUGAUCGUCCACCGCGCGUGGCGCGACGACGCGCGCUGCGCGGCCAAGUACGGCGCGGACUGGGACGCGUACAAGGCCCGCGUGCCCUACGUCCUCGUCCCCGGCGUCGUCUGA